Messenger RNA from Phyllostomus hastatus (greater spear-nosed bat), 1588 nucleotides. RefSeq names its product bradykinin receptor B1 (gene BDKRB1). The transcript has 2 exons. The record is from RefSeq and is a predicted model, not a curated record. Gene Ontology annotation, biological process: G protein-coupled receptor signaling pathway; neutrophil chemotaxis; immune response. Bases 93 to 1157 code for a protein of 354 amino acids. Lineage: Eukaryota; Metazoa; Chordata; Mammalia; Chiroptera; Phyllostomidae. Gene Ontology annotation, cellular component: membrane. Gene Ontology annotation, molecular function: bradykinin receptor activity.
CAGAGGAGAAAGCACCCCUGGAGGCAGCGCUGGCUGUCUGUGGCUGGCCCGGCGAGCGCUUUCGUUUUCUUCCUGAGUUUAAGUCCCUGUGGAUGGCACCCCAGAGCCUCCUGGAGUUCCCGCCCUCCAACCAGAGCCAGCCGGCGCAUCCCAAUGCCACGUCCUGCGAUGGAGCUCGGGAAGCCUGGGACGUGCUGCACGGCGUGUUGCCGACGUUCAUCGUGGCCGUCUGCCUCUGCGGCCUGCUGGGAAACCUUUUGGUGCUGUCCGUCUUCCUCCUGCCCCGGCGGCAGCGGCGUCUGAACGCGGCAGAGAUCUACCUGGCCAACCUGGCGGCGUCGGACCUGGUGUUUGUCUUGGGCUUGCCCUUCUGGGCCGAGAACGUCUGGAACCAGUUCCACUGGCCCUUCGGGGCCGUGCUCUGCCGCGCCGUCAACGGUGUGAUCAAGGCCAAUCUGUUCAUCAGCAUCUUCCUGGUGGUGGCCAUCAGCCAGGACCGCUACCGCGUGCUGGUGCACCCCCUGGCCAGCCGGAGGCGGCGGCGGCGGCGGCUGGCCCGGGUCACUUGCAUGCUCAUCUGGGUCUUGGGGGGUCUCCUGAGCGUCCCCACGUUCCUGCUCCGCUCCGUCGAAGUCGUCCCGGAGCUGAACAUCUCGGCCUGUGUGCUGCUGCUCCCCCACGAGGGCUGGCACUUCGUGAGGAUGGUGGAGCUCAACGUGCUGGGGUUCCUCCUGCCGCUGGCCGCCAUCGUCUUCUUCAACUGCCACAUCCUGGCCUCCCUGCGAGGGCGGGCGGAGGUCCGGAGGGUGAGCGGCGCGGGCCCCGCGGACGGCAGGACCACGGCCCUCAUCCUGGCGCUCGUGGCCGCCUUCCUGGUCUGCUGGACCCCUUACCACUUCUUCGCCUUCCUGGAGUUUCUCUUCCAGACGCGGGCCAUCCAGGGCUGCUUCUGGGACCACCUCACCGACCUGGGCCUGCAGUGGUCCAACUUCUUCGCGUUCACCAACAGCUGCCUGAACCCGGUGAUCUACGCCUUUGUGGGUCAGCUUUUCAGGACCAAGGCGUGGGAACUCUACAAACAGUGCAGCCCGAGGCGCCUCCCGGCCGCGUCCUCGUCACCCAGGAAAGAAAUCUUCCAGCGUUUCUGGAGGAAUUGAAACAGCCAAGGUGAGCCGAGAGGCUUGGCUUCCGGAUAGACUACUUCUGACGUCAUAAACACUACUGUAGUGGGCGGACACGGGCCCCCGAGAUAACCAGGACCUGUAUGUAGGUCCUGGACGCUGUGAAUGUUUUAACGGUAGCAGGGACUUUGCAGACGCAACUAAACUAAGGCUCUCAGAUGGGGAGAUGGUCCUGGAUUAUUGGGGUGGCCCGAUGCCAUCGCAAAGGCCCUUAUAAAAGGGAAGCAGAUCUGUCCGAGUCAGGGAAGGCGAUGUCACAACAGAGGCAAGAGGUUGGGGUAACUCAUAAAGGGGCCCAGAGCCAGGGACUUACGGCACCCUCUGGAGGCAGGACGAGGCAAGGGAACGGAUGCCCCCUGGGGCCCCUAGAAGGACCCAGCCCUGCUGACAUCCCAGCAUGCCAGCCC